AUGCAAAUGAAUCCGAAUAAAAGCCCACCGAUUUCCAUUAAUUUCCCACUUUUUACAAUGUCAAAAUUUCUGCUUUUCAUCUCAAUUUCAGCAGUAGCAACAGCUUCAGAUUUAGUGGAAGUUUUUGGUAUUUCUAGAUGUCCGGAUACAUCGAAAUUUAUUCAUAAUCAACUGGUUCCGUUUUAUCAGAAUUACAAGGGAAAUCUGUCGGACGGGCUUAAGCUUGAUUUUCAUGCGGUACCUACAGGUGGACACCAGGUUGAUGGAAAAUAUGUAAACCGAUGCCUCCACGGAGCUCUCGAAUGUGCUCUCAACAAACUACAAAUGUGCUCAAAAAAGCACAUUAAACAAGACUGGCUCGUCACAGCCGGAUGUAUUCAAGGAAAAACGGCAUAUUCUGCUGGUUUGAAAUGUUUGCCGGACACUGAGGAAGGGAAAAUUGUUCAAAACUGUGCCGAAUCGGAGGAAGGAGAAUAUUUGUUGAAUGAUGAGAAUUCGUAUCGUUACAAUGUGGCGCCACACUCGGCUUGGCUUCCAUGGAUUCAAGUAAACGGAGAACGCAAUAGAAACGCAGAAUUUAAGCUGAAAGACGUGAUUUGCCAGCUCGAAUCGAUGAAAGGCAAUGAGAUUUGCAAAUAAUUAGAGAUUUUUUUUUUUUGAAAUGAAGUCUUGAAUAAAGUGGUUAAAGGGAAGAAA
Molecule: messenger RNA, 696 nt
Organism: Caenorhabditis elegans
Lineage: Eukaryota; Metazoa; Nematoda; Chromadorea; Rhabditida; Rhabditidae
Gene: Y18D10A.2
Product: Gamma-interferon-inducible lysosomal thiol reductase
Exons: 4
Coding region: 1-639 (212 amino acids)
Molecular function (GO): oxidoreductase activity, acting on a sulfur group of donors, disulfide as acceptor
Source: RefSeq, marked reviewed